This is a messenger RNA of Daphnia pulex (common water flea), 6877 nucleotides long. It is a transcript of the gene shakB, whose product is annotated as innexin shaking-B-like. The coding region runs from base 2007 to 3101 and encodes 364 amino acids. Gene Ontology annotation, cellular component: gap junction; plasma membrane. Lineage: Eukaryota; Metazoa; Arthropoda; Branchiopoda; Diplostraca; Daphniidae. The record is from RefSeq and is a predicted model, not a curated record. The transcript is spliced from 3 exons. Gene Ontology annotation, molecular function: gap junction channel activity.
GAGACGGUCGAGAGAGAGAGAGAGAUUGGGGCAUGACUGCUUCACUAUGCGCCUGCCUGUCUUCAGUGUGCCAGAGGGAAUCAGUCGGACAAGUCGGCCCAGCCAUCAGCGCCCAGUUCAGAGUGCAGUGGGCGGCCUUGGCUCACGGUGCUGUUUUUUUUAACGCGGGCCAGCAGAGAGCAAGAGCAAGAGAGGGUUAGAGCGCGCGCUAGGGUUUGAAAAAAGAAAAAAGUUUUGCCAUUUUUGUGUGUUGUGCGCUGCGGUUUCGUUCGUGAACUGCUGCAGGGUAAAAAAGAAAAGAAAGAAAAAAGUGUUAACCUCUUCCCUCUGGGGUUUUUUGAAAUUAUUAUUUUUUAUUAUUAUUCUGGCGUGAGUGUGGCGUGAUUUUUUUUUAUUUUUCCUUUUGUUUUCUUCGAUUUUUUCAAAUUUAUUUAUUUGACGAAAAAAAGAAAAAGAACCCAAAAAAAGUUUCUUUUUGAAAAAUCGCGCGGGGUUGGCCAGCGGCAUUUCACUCGAUCCUCUUUUCCUCCCUCCCAACUGCCAAAAUUCGUCGAGUGUGUCGUCCGCUGGAGAUUUUUGUAUUUUUUGACGCAUCAUUGGACUUUGCCAUACUACUCUCUUCUUCUUUUUUUCCUCCCUCCUCCUCCCUCCAGGGGGUGGGAGAGAGUUACUGUGUGUGUGUGUGUGCGGGGGUGUGUGUGUGUGUGGGGAGGCUCUCCCCCCACCCUUUUUUGUUGGGGUGUCCCCCCCCCUCUUCAUCUUGAGAGCCUAAAAGAAGAAGAAGAAGGAAGACGGAAGACGGAAAAAGGCGUCCGUCGCGAUUGUGUAGUCAGUCGCCUCUAGCCGCCGAGUCGUGCCACACAGUAUGAGCAUCGGUCAGCAGAGCUGCCGUUGUUGUCGCUGGAUCGCACCGUCAUCAUCAUCUCGCCCGUGUUGUCGCCGUCGUUGGAUUCCGCCGCCGCCCAGGCAGCAGCAGCAGCAGCAGGAGAAGGAGGACGAAGGAAGCAAAGAAGUUGAGGAGAGGAGAAGAAGAAGGAAAGGGGCGGCGACGACGGCCCGGAAUAUCAGACGGACAGCCGGCUCAGCAACAACAACAGGAGCCAAAAGGAUUUUGAUGGCAUUAUUUUGAGAAGGAAAUCCAAAUAAAAAAAGGAGCGAAAGAGAUCGAUCAAUUUCAACCCCGAAUUUGCCGUCGAAUUGGCCAGGAGAUUCAAAAAAAAAAUUUUUUUAUUGGAAAAACAUCAACAACUCGAUCCAGCAAGAUGACUCUGGAGAAGAAAGAGCCCCAAUAGUUUUCUGUGGUGGUGGAAGAGAGAAAGAAAACUGGUAACCGUCCAUCAAACUAUGGACCGAUCGAAUGGGCGGAUUCCAUUAGUGACACUGUCGCCAGUACCAGCUCCAGCAGCAGCAACUUCUUCUUCUUCUUCUUCACCCAGUGGUGGAAUCAUUUCAACCGGUGAAGGAUCACUCGAAUCUCUGUCGAUCGACCCAGUCGAGUUGCCUCCACCUCGCGGCAGUCGAGUGACAAGGAACUGUCGUCAUUUGGACUAGAUCGACGAAAAUUUCAUUUUAUUCGUCGCCUUUCGAACGAUCGAGAAGAAGAAGAGAAAAAACAAUUGCAAGACCCGAAAUUUGAAUCGCCGUGAGUAGUGUGUGUCAAGUGUGAGGUGAAGUGGCUACGACGACGACCAGAAAUCGAUGGUUUGUUGGAUGAUUGGACGACGACGACAAGGUGGUGGCUGCUGCUGUGCGGAAGACGUUGGUGAGCGGCGAACGCGGAGGAAUUGUUGUCGUGCUGCGGAAGCAGAUUGAGGAGGAAGGGUAGGAGGAAGGGUAGGAGGAAGGGUAGGAAGGAAGAGGCGGAAGAUUCCGUUGUCGAGUGUCGUGUCUGAGUUGCUCCGUUGCCGCCGCCGCUCUCCAGCGCCGCGUCAACCCGGAGUUCAACCUCAGCUCUACACUUGUGCACCGGCCUCUUCUCCCGCGUGAAAUCCUAAACUACGGCCACCAUGUUGGACAUAUUCCGGGGUCUGAAGAAUCUCAUCAAAGUCAGCCACAUCCACAUAGACUCGUCCGUCUUCCGGCUGCACUACAGCAUCACGGUGAUGAUUUUGCUGGCGUUCAGUCUCAUCGUGACGACGAGACAGUACGUCGGCAACCCCAUCGACUGCAUCCACACCAAGGAUAUCCCCGAGGACGUCCUCAACACCUACUGCUGGAUCCAUUCGACCUACACGAUUCACAGUGCCCACCUCAAGAAGGUCGGCUUCGAAGUCCCGCAUCCGGGCGUCGACCGGGCGCCCAGAGACGAGGCCGACAAGAAAUACGUCAAGUAUUAUCAAUGGGUCUGCUUCUGCCUCUUCUUCCAGGCCAUCCUGUUUUACGUGCCGCGCUGGCUGUGGAAGAACUGGGAGGCGGGCAAGAUCCACGCCCUCAUGAUGGACCUGGACGUUGGCAUUUGCUCCGAAGUGGAGAAGAAACAGAAGAAGAAGCUGCUGCUCGACUACCUGGUCGACAACCUCAAACAUCACAACUGGUGGGCCUAUCGCUACUUUUUCUGCGAGACACUCGCCCUGACCAACGUUGUCGGUCAAAUGUUCCUGAUGAACACGUUCUUUGACGGGGCCUUCCUGACGUUCGGCUUCGACGUGAUCGCGUUCGCCGAGCGGGACCAGGAGGAGCGCAUCGACCCGAUGAUCUACAUCUUCCCGCGGAUGACCAAGUGCACUUUCAACAAGUUCGGCACGUCGGGCGAGGUGGAGAAGCACGACGCCCUGUGCAUCCUCCCGCUCAACGUGGUCAACGAAAAGAUCUACAUCUUCCUCUGGUUCUGGUUCCUGAUCCUGGGCUUCCUGACGGCCCUGGUCCUCCUCUACCGGCUCAUCAUCAUCCUCAGCCCGCGCAUGAGGGCCUACCUGCUCUACAUCCGCUUCCGGCUCAUCAACCGCGAGGUCAUCAACACCAUUGUCCGCAAGUCCAAGAUGGGCGACUGGUUCCUCUUCUACAUGCUGGGCCAGAACGUCGACUCCAUCAUCUUCAAGGAGGUGAUGCACGAGCUGGGCAAGAAGCUCGGCCACACCGGCAAAGACUUUAUGGACGCUUAGCACAGGGCGGCGUCGGGAGACAACCAGCGCUCCUCCGAUGUUAUUAAUAGCAGACAUAUCCUCUUCGACAGUUGGUCGAACGCUCCAUCGACAUCCGCCGCCGCCGCAUCACACCACCCAUCCACACAAUCCGCUUCUUCCUCAUCCGGGGGCCCGGGGGCCGGGGCCACCGCCGAAGUCCGACUCCUCUACGACACUGAAAUACGAGACCUGGAAGCCGCCGGAAUCGCCGUCGCCGACCACCACCAUCACCACCACCACCACCACUCAUCGUCGGCCGGAAUCAUGGGAUUCCGCACGCCCAACGGCAUCAUCAUCCGACAUCAUCUGGGCGCCGUCAGCGCCGGAUCCUUCCGCAGACCCAAAGCCUCGCACCAUCGACGCGACUCGUACGACGAAGGCGCUUCCGGAGCCGCUCACACGCAGACCCACAGGCAGCACGGACACUCGGGCUCCUCAUCCGGACAGCCCAAAUUCCGUGAGCACGGGCGAGCCAAAUUCGCUCCGUCGUCGUCGUCGCACGGCUACCGCCACUGAAAUUUCAAUACCUAAAUUCCGGAAUCCGGAAUCAAGAGCGAUCAGCCGGAGGCCGCCAGGAGGCUCUGCGAUCAAUAUGGUGUCGAUCCCAAAAAUGAUAACAAAUUAAUUCCAACCUUUUUCAGCAGUCGGACUAUCAACUUUGACUUCCGUUUCUUUAAAAAAACAGCCCCCCCCCCUUCCCAUGCACACACCGGGUGUGAGGAGGCGUGUCCAUUGUCAAUUUUUCUUGUGUGUGUAGGCGCGACUCAUUAACAUAAUAUCGCCUCGAUUUUUUUCCCCUCCUCUUCUUCCCGAGCGAUUUCAACGAAAAAAACAAAUUUUUCAUUUCAUUUUCUUCCAUCUUCUUCUUCCAACAAAAAAAAUAAUUCGAUUAUAUCUAAUUCAUCUUCUUAGAAGGACAUUAAAAAAAAUCAUUAUUUUAUUUUAUUAUUAUUUUUAUUUUAAGUCACACUAUAAAUCACCUCGUCCUUUUUUUGGGUUUGAUCCUUUUUAUUAUUUUCGUUCGUAAUAGGAGCCACGCAACAACACUCACUCACACACACACAUUCGACACGCCAACAUCUUCAUUUUCUUCACACUUUUGGUGUGUGUGUUGCCCCCAAUCUCUCCCCCGCGCCCCACCCCCCCAAUAGACACACACUGCCGUUUCAACAAAACAAAUUUUAAGAUUUAAAAAAAAAAUCCUUUCCCUUUAAAGAAGUAAAAAAAUAAAAAGUUAUUUAUUAUAUAACUUGAAAUAAAUUAGUGAUUCCCGUCGGCGGAUAUUUCUGAGCGAUGGCAAUGCUUUUCGACGCCAAUGCCCUGAUGCUAUUUUUCUCUCUUUUUACAACAAUUUCGUUCGACAAAAUUUGAUUUAAUUCAAAUUUUUUUAUUUUAAUUUUUUUUUUUAGGUUCGGUCAAUUUUUGUUUUUUAUUUCUUUAAAAAAAAAUAUGGCAAAUGAUUUUUUUUUUUAUUAUUAUUUUAAGGAUAUGAGGGGGAGCUCAUUUGUCAUUUGUAGUUGAACAUUUUCUUUUCUGGGAUAUAAUUCUUCGUGCGAUUUUUUUGAUAAUUCAUUUUCAAAAUGUGUGUAAAAAACAAACAAACAAAAGAAUGCCAGAGCGACAAGACAAGGAAUACGUGUGUGACAUGCAAAUUUAGGAAAUUGUUUUUUUUUUCUUAAUUAGCGACGUGUUUGAAUAAUUUUUUUUUUCGCCCAAAUUCCGCGGGAAAAAAAAACGAUUUUUGAAAUUUUUAGAAAUCGAUAGAAUUUUUUUAGGGAUAGCGCCCUCUAUUGUCCACCAGAAAUGUAAAAAUUCACCCCAAAAAAAAUUUCAAUGAAUUCAAAUUCGAAUGAAUGAGUCAAUAAUCUUGAGGACGAAUCAAAUUUCUAGUCGAUGAAACAAAUUUGGAUUCCAAAAAAAAAGGAAAAAAAUGUCAAACAACGACAUUUUUGUGUUCAAGGUCCAGUUUCUCUCUCUCUCUCUCUCUCCUCAAAAAAUCGAAUGAUUGAAUCGUUACGUCGCCAGUCCCCCUCCCCCUUCCCCCCUGCUGUUAUAACAUUCUUUAAUUCCUUUAAAAAAAUUCUUUCAGAAAACCAAACAUUUUUUAGUGGACACGUGUGUGUACAGUGUAGACAUGUGUGGAUGGAGCGGUCCUGUGUGUUUUCUUUAAAAAAUGAAAUAAUUCCGCGAUUGAGAGACCCCCCCCCCCUUUUAAUUUUUUUUUAUUUGAAUUCAUUUCAAUUUUAAUUUAGUACAUUUACAAAAAAAAUGGGUAAAUGUCAUUUUUUUAAUUUUCGGUUUCUGUCGUGUCUCGCCAACUUCAUCCGGCGAUUUUUUGAUUGAAAUCCCAUCAACUCGACAGAGGAUCUCCCAAACCCAACACACAUUUAUUAUUUUGAUUUUGAUUGAUUUAUUUUACAAAAAUUUGAUCUGUAUAAAAGAAAUUCAUCGCCCCGAUUGUUGUUGUUGUUAUAUCGUGUGUGUAAUCAGCACCUUGUUAUUACCCCAAGCUAAUUAGAAUUUCGCCCACACUAAAAGAAAAAGAAAAAACAUUUUUUUUUCAUUGAAAAUUUAUUCAUUUAAAUCGAAGAAGAAAAAGGUUUUUUGACAAAAAAAAGAAACCUUCACAAAUUUCCAUCUCUCUAUCUCUUAUAAUAUAAUUCUUUCAAUCUCUAUUAGAAAUUUAAAAAACAAAAAAGGGAAAAAAUUCGAUGAUGUAUGAUAUAAUGAAACAUUUCUCACUUCUCACUUUCCUAUCUCUCCUAUCUAUCUCUAACCCUUCUUCACACACACACACACACGCAUUAUAAAGAAAUUAGAAGAAUUAAUUCUUGAGAUUAUAAAUAGACAUUUUUUUUUAAUUCGAUGAUGAUGAAUGAUGAUCGACUCGCGUGUCCAUCUGUUUUUAUUUUAAUUUCACACCUUCAAGGAUUAAAAAAAACAACAAAUUCAGCUCCUUUUUCAAUUUUCAAAAAAUUCAAUCGAAAUUUCGUCUGGCAAAAGUUUAAAAAAAAAUUACAAAAUGAAAUAAAUCCCCGCCCACCCCCCAACCCCCCUCAACAAGGUUAUGUCCAUGUGUGUGUGUUCAAAAACAUUUUUGAGAGACGACAAAAAAAAACUUAUUAAAAAAGGGAGAGAGAAGAAAGAAAAAAAAAUCUUUUUUUUAAUUGAAUUUUUUUUUUCGUAGUCGGAAAAAGAUGAAAUCGAAACCAAAAAAAAAAUUAAAUAAAAAUUAAAAAAAAAGUUAAAUUUUUAAAAACCAGUAUCGAUGAGCAAUACUAUGACCUUUUUCGCCUAACGUGCAAUACCCCGCCCCCACCCCCCUCAUCAAGCCCCUCCCAUUUCUCUCUCUCUCUCUCUCUCUCGGUCUCUCUAUCUAAUCUCUCUCUCUCUAAACUCUCUAUCUCUGCCAUUACAUAAUUCUGCCAUUAUCUGUCGUUUGUUUGUUGGUUUGGAUCAAAGUUUAUCAUGAUUCUAUAAUGAUGAUGAUUUAUUAUCUUCCCAUCCCCCCGUUAUGAUUAUAACCCCCCCCCAACCUAUCCUUAUUACAGCCCCAUCCCAUCCUAAGGAAUCCCUUGUUAUUUAUUGCAAAAUAUUGAGUCUCUCUCUCUCUCUCUCUCUCUCUCUCUCUGCUCUUUCUUGUUUGUUUGUUUGAUUUUAUUUCCUUGUUCUUCAUCAUCAUCAUAUGAUUCUAUAGGUUGUCAUUUGGCACGUGGAUAAAAAAGAUACAAAAGAUUACAAAAAAAAACUAAACA